Durio zibethinus is the source of this 1721-nucleotide messenger RNA. RefSeq names its product glycerol-3-phosphate acyltransferase 5-like. Gene Ontology annotation, biological process: cutin biosynthetic process. The record is from RefSeq and is a predicted model, not a curated record. NCBI's taxonomy places the organism in Eukaryota, Viridiplantae, Streptophyta, Magnoliopsida, Malvales, Malvaceae. Gene Ontology annotation, cellular component: membrane. Gene Ontology annotation, molecular function: phosphatase activity; glycerol-3-phosphate 2-O-acyltransferase activity.
GAAAAAAAGUGUAUAAGAGUAGUUGUAAAACUGAUAAACUGCCUUAUUCUUGCAUUAGAGACUAGUCAAUCCAAACCCUUUCUCUGUAACCUUAUAUUCUCACAAUCCUUUCACUUUCUUCCAAUCAAGAAACCCAAAAUUUUUUGUGACGAUUUCAGCAAAAACAAAGGAGAAAGUAGGAACCAAAAAAAGGGUAUGGAGUCAGUUGUUUCUGAGCUCGAAGGGACUCUUUUGAAAGACCCAGACCUUUUUUCUUACUUCAUGUUGGUGGCAUUUGAGGCCUCUGGUUUAAUCCGGUUCGCGUUGUUGCUGUUGUUUUGGCCAGUGAUUCGGUUGCUGGAACUGCUUGGCAUGGAUGAUGCCGGGUUGAAGUUGAUGGUCUUUUUGGCGACGAUGGGGCUUCAUGUGUCGGAGAUUGAAUCAGUGUCGAGAGCUGUUUUGCCUAAGUUUUACAUGGAUGAUAUUGAUAUGGAGGCUUGGAAAGUGUUUAGCUCGUAUGAUAAAAGAGUUGUGGUGACUAAAACGCCCAGGAUUAUGGUGGAAAGGUUUGUGAAAGAGCAUUUACGAGCUGAUGAGGUUAUUGGAAGUGAAAUUGUAGUAAAUCGAUUCGGGUUUGUUACGGGUUUUGUUAAAGGUGAUAUCGCUUCUAUCUCCAGUAGAACCGCUAAAUUGUUCGAAGAUGAAAAGCCUGCUUUAGGACUUGGAAGAACUGCCUCAUGUUUUCAAUUCUUCUCUCUAUGCAAAGAACAAAUGCACCCACCGUUCAUUACCAAACAAAACCUCCAUGACCACCAGCUCCUCCGCCCACUCCCUGUAAUCUUCCAUGAUGGUCGCCUCGUGAAGCGGCCAACACCCUCAACCGCUCUCUUAAUCCUCCUGUGGAUGCCAUUAGGCAUCUUACUAGCAACCAUUCGAAUUGUCGUCGGUCUAAUGCUUCCAAUGCGAGCCAUCCCCUACAUGUCCCGUUUAUUUGGAGGCAAAAUCAUCGUUAAAGGCAAACCGCCGCCACCCGUCUCCGGUAGCAACUCCGGAGUCCUAUUCGUUUGCACUCAUAGAACCCUAAUGGACCCAGUGGUCUUAUCAACCGUCCUCAUGCGUAAAAUCCCAGCAGUCACAUAUUCCAUUUCGAGAUUAUCCGAAAUCUUAUCACCAAUUCCGACGGUAAGAUUAACAAGAAUCCGAGAAGUCGACGCUGAAAAGAUCAAAUGUGAACUAGUCAAAGGUGACUUAGUAGUUUGUCCCGAAGGAACAACAUGUAGGGAACCCUUUUUAUUAAGGUUUAGUGCCCUAUUUGCGGAAUUAACCGAUCGAAUUGUCCCGGUUGCUAUGAACUAUAGGGUAGGGUUUUUCCAUGCAACGACGGCCAGAGGUUGGAAAGCUUUGGAUCCAAUCUUCUUCUUCAUGAACCCUAGACCGGUUUACGAGGUGACGUUCUUGAACCAACUGCCCGCAGAAGCUACAUGUUCGUCGGGGAAAAGUCCGUAUGAUGUCGCUAAUUAUGUGCAAAGAAUCUUGGCUGCUACUUUAGGGUUUGAGUGCACAAAUUUUACUAGGAAAGAUAAAUACACAGUAUUGGCUGGGAAUGAUGGGACAGUUUCACGCACUUCUUUUGUUGAUCAAGUUAAAAAGGUGGUGAGCACUUUCAAACCCUUUUUUCAAUGAAGAAAAAAAUAAAAUUAUUUGUGUUAAUUUCUUGGAAUAAAUUUAUUUAAUUGUGGGUU